AUGAGUUCAGGUGCAAAUUUGGUUAGUACAAUUAUUGGAUUUGGAAUGAGUGCAACUUUCAUUGUUUUUGUUUGUACAAGAAUAAUCUGUGGAAGAUUUAGAGAAAGACAUGUGGGUUCACGCACUAUAUAUCAGAUUGAAUCCAGACCAGAUAUUGAACAGCCAGAAUGUGUUGGUAAUGAACCGGAGCCAGCAUUUGUUGCUGCAAUUCCUACUUUAAAUUUCAACCAAGAGGCUUUUAAUACCAUUCAAUGUACACAGUGUGUGAUAUGUUUGGGAGAUUACAAAGAAAAAGAAGUAUUGCGCAUAAUACCUUAUUGUGGACACACUUUUCAUCUUUCUUGCAUUGAUAUUUGGCUUAGGAAACAAUCCACUUGUCCUGUGUGUCGUUUGACAUUGCAUAAUGUUUGUGAAGAAAAACAUGUGAGACCUGUGGGGUUCACCAUAAGAGAGACUCUUGAUGAGUCUAGUAGUUCAGAAGAGAAUGAGAGAGAAGUUGAAGGUAAUGUGAGAGAGACAGAAUCAGGGUAG
Molecule: messenger RNA, 531 nt
Organism: Lathyrus sativus (Indian pea)
Lineage: Eukaryota; Viridiplantae; Streptophyta; Magnoliopsida; Fabales; Fabaceae
Source: the annotation of a GenBank genome assembly